AGUUAGUUGUUUAAACCCUUUGUACUAUGCCAAAAGAAAGAGUUUGGUCAUCUACCAGGUGCUUUUUUAUCUGGCUAGCUGCUGUACCAUUCUCUAAAGUAUUUGGCAGUGACGAUGAGCCAAUAUUAUACGGAUAUCGGCGAUUUGUUGUGGAGGAGCCCAUGUCAUAUGACGCCACUUAUCCUGAUUGGCUUGACAAUAACUAUGAUAACCAAGAUCCCUGCCUUCAAGUCCCUUGUCUGAACCAGGGAAGAUGUGAAAUAACGGAGACUGGUUACCAAUGCCGAUGCUUUGAGCCAUAUUUUGGAAGAAACUGUCAGAGAGUCCAAAAUCCUUGUAAGAAAAACACGUGCAAAAAUGGUGACUGUGUUAUCCAGCGAAAUCCUCCAUAUUAUAAGUGUAAAUGCAAUCAUCCAUACCUCCCACCCACAUGCAAAAAAGUCGCCUCAGCGUGCAACGCUGUAAACCCCUGCAAAAACGGAGGUGUUUGCCGGCCUGGGAGGAAUAAGAAGGAAGCAUUCACGUGUUCUUGCCGAGGGCAGUACAGAGGGGAGCUGUGUGAGAUAGCUCCAAAUGAUUGUUACCGUGAUGAUGGUGUGACCUAUCGAGGUCUCGUGAAACAAACUGAAAGGGGGACGAGGUGUCUGUCCUGGAGCUCUCACCUACUUCUUCUGGAACCAGUUGGGACCCAUAUGCAGAACCCUGAACGAUUUGGCAUUGGUGACCACAAUUAUUGCCGGAACCCGGAUGGCGAUGAAAAGCCCUGGUGCUAUUUUGUAGAGAAGAAAGGAAAGUUAAAUUGGGAUCAUUGUGAUGUUUCUCUUUGCAUGAACAUACCUUCCGUAAUACCUCAAAUUACUGCCAUACCAGCAACCCAACCUGGUUUGCGACUCCCCAUUACGCUCCUUGAUCAGUGUGGAAAGCCCGAGGUUACCAGAGCGAGAGGCAGAAUCUUUGGUGGAAAAAGCACAGUCCCAGGCAAGCAUCCUUGGCAGGCCUCUCUACAACUGAAAGUUGCUGUUGGACAUUAUAAUCCGGGACAUUUGUGUGGAGGAACAUUGAUCAGACCAUGUUGGGUCCUCACUGCUGCCCACUGCAUCAUUUCGGGUGCACAGGCCAGAGAUUUUCGCUUACGACUCGGUAAACAAAAUCUUAAAAGGACGGAGAUGCACGAGCAGAACUUUGAUGUCGAAAGGACUUUUGUCCACGAGAACUUUUAUGGGGGCCCAAUGGUUUUGUUGAAUGAUAUUGCUUUAGUAAAGAUUAAACCAGUCAACGGACACUGUGCCGAGAUCACAAAGUACGUGAAGCCUGCCUGUUUACCAGACACUGAUUUCCAGCCAGGCACUGAAUGUUACAUUUCAGGAUGGGGCAAGACAGAAUUAGAUGUAACAUCAGAUCAGUUACUGGAUACGACUGUGAGAUUGAUUUCCAAUCAACGCUGCAAGGAUCCUCGGUCUUAUGGAACACUCCUUGAUAACAGCAUGUUUUGCGCCGGGAACUUAGAAGGUGGUGUGGAUUCCUGCCAGGGUGAUUCUGGAGGACCUCUGACGUGCGAGAGAAAUGAACGUUACCAUGUGUACGGUUUGGUCAGUUGGGGCGAUAGCUGUGGAUUAAGAAAUAAACCCGGAGUUUAUGCUCGUGUCCCCGCCUUCCUCUCCUGGAUUAACGCACGAAUCAAUCUGACCGGCCUGCUCCUUGUCACCAUGGCAAAGGCCAUAACUCUGAUCCUCAUGUGCGUGGCCUUACAAGUGGUUGUUCCUUUAACGGAAUCCUAUGCAUAUUGGAAUCUCGAUGAUCUAGAUAUUUACGACGAGGUUUAUGCUGAUGAACAUAAUGAGGGUGAUGAUGAAGAUGAUGAAGACUUGGAUCCACCGUGGCUUAACUACGAUUACAGUGAAGAAGAUCCGUGCUCACCAAAUCCUUGUGAAAAUGAGGGUACCUGUAAAGCAACGCUGAAAGGCUUCCAGUGUCAUUGCACCCCUCAGUACAAAGGGAAGAAGUGUCAACUAGUGAUAAAUCCAUGCAAGAGAAACAUGUGCCGGAAAGGGGAAUGUGUUCUCACUGCAUCUCCACCUUUCUACGAGUGCAAAUGUGAAUACCCUUACAAACCGCCAUUUUGCAGAAGAGCAAUUGUCCCAUGUUCACGAAAUCCUUGUAAAAAUGGAGGAACAUGCAACCCCGGCAGAGCAAGAAGAUCGUUCAUGUGCACCUGUCCUCCAGCUUUCACAGGACAAUUUUGUGAAGCAGAAUCCAAUGACUGUUAUCACGAAAUUGGUGAAAGCUACAGAGGCAAUGUUAGUAUAACUGAUGACGGGGAAAAGUGCUUGUAUUGGAGUUCCCAUCGCCUUCUGAAAAAAAACAUCAAUAUAUUUGGAGAUCAUGCUGAGGAGAAUGGCCUUGCUAACCACAGGUUUUGCAGGAACCCAGAUGAUGAUGAGAAACCUUGGUGCUUUUAUGAGGGUACAAAUGGAAAACUGAAAUGGGAUUUUUGUGCAGUCUAUUCAUGCGACAGAGAAACCACAACACUGCCUCAAACUACAUCAUUGCCUACUGUCACACCAUUCCUACUUCCUCGGACUUUUGAUACCUGUGGACAGCCAUUUUUCAAGAAUUCUUUACAACGGAUCUAUGGUGGGCAGAAGACAACUCUCUCCAGACACCCUUGGCAGGCAUCUGUGCAACUGAAAUUCGCCAUUGGUAUAAAGGACCCGGGACAUAUUUGUGGAGGAACAUUGAUCAGACCUUGUUGGGUUCUUACUGCAGCCCACUGCUUUGAGAUAAGCUUACAACCUAAGCAUUAUCAAGUGUUCCUUGGAAAAAAUAAGAUACGACAAAAAGAAAUAAAUCAGCAGAGGUUUGAUGUCGAGCAAAUCAUUGUGCACGAUGACUAUGAAGACACGGACGAUGCUUUGUACAAUGAUAUAGCUUUGAUGAAAUUGAAAUCUGUUAGCGGUUAUUGUGCCAACGAAACCAAGUAUGUCAAAACAGCUUGCUUACCAGAUGGUGACACUGACCUGCCACUCAACUCCGAAUGCUACAUUUCAGGGUGGGGUACCACAGAAUUUGGAACUUAUUCCAAACACUUAUUGUUUGCAUCUGUAAAGCUGAUCUCACAAAGAUCCUGCAACAAGCGUGUAUCUUACAAUCAGAUCCUAGAUCGGGGCAUGCUUUGUGCAGGGAAUUUAGAAGAGGGCGGAGUGGACUCCUGUCAGGGUGAUUCUGGGGGCCCACUGACCUGCCUGAAGGAUGGACGUCACCAAAUCUACGGGAUUGUCAGCUGGGGUGAUAGCUGCGGACUGAGACAGAAACCCGGUGUUUACGUGCGGGUCACCACCUACCUUAACUGGAUUCUGAAACAGAUUGAUUAGGGGGCCCACAUUUUCAACACUUGCCUUUAACUCAAUGAGUUUUACUUUUAAAUAAAUUGUGACUUUACAAAA
Callorhinchus milii (elephant shark) is the source of this 3443-nucleotide messenger RNA. RefSeq lists its product as uncharacterized. The record is from RefSeq and is a predicted model, not a curated record. Gene Ontology annotation, molecular function: serine-type endopeptidase activity; calcium ion binding. The coding region runs from base 27 to 3371 and encodes 1114 amino acids. Gene Ontology annotation, biological process: proteolysis. The transcript is spliced from 26 exons. Lineage: Eukaryota; Metazoa; Chordata; Chondrichthyes; Chimaeriformes; Callorhinchidae.